Molecule: messenger RNA, 3260 nt
Organism: Carassius carassius (crucian carp)
Lineage: Eukaryota; Metazoa; Chordata; Actinopteri; Cypriniformes; Cyprinidae
Product: neuronal PAS domain-containing protein 4B-like
Exons: 7
Coding region: 14-2413 (799 amino acids)
Biological process (GO): regulation of transcription by RNA polymerase II
Molecular function (GO): DNA-binding transcription factor activity, RNA polymerase II-specific; RNA polymerase II transcription regulatory region sequence-specific DNA binding; protein dimerization activity
Source: RefSeq, a predicted model, not a curated record
UGGUGGCGACAAAAUGUACCGGUCCACUAAAGGAGCAUCAAAGGCUCGGAGGGAUCAAAUCAACGCAGAAAUUCGCAACUUGAAAGAUCUUCUGCCCAUCUCAGAUGCCGACAAAGCUCGUCUUUCCUACCUUCACAUCAUGUCCCUAGCCUGCAUUUACAUAAGAAAGUCCGUCUUUUUCUCUCAAGUGGCAGCAGGUCAUGACGUGAGCGGAAGCGUCCUGUCUUUGCCAGAACUCUCGGAUCUGCUGCACACACUACCAGGGUUUCUCCUAGUGCUGACGAGUGAAGGAAAACUCCUGUAUCUAUCGGACAAUGUCGCAGAGCACCUUGGCCAUUCCAUGGUGGACCUGGUGGCUCAGGGUGACAGCGUGUAUGAUAUAAUAGACCCAGCCGACCACUUCAUCAUGAGAGGCAACCUUGUGCCAAUCACCACACCUGACACAGACCGUCUGUUUCGCUGCCGCUUCAGCACUUCAAAGUUUGUAAGGAGACAGGGAUCAGGCAACAAACUGACAUUGGUUCGGGCAUGCUGUCUGACACCUCCAUACCACACAUCUUCCUACUGGACCUCCAAUCCAGUAUGGGUGUGUUUUUGCUCCCCGCUGGAGUCCAGUGUCCCUCAAGUUUCGUCAGCUAGGAAUCCUCUCCCCACCCCUCCUGCGGAGCAGUCUUUCCUCCUGUCCUGUUUCCAGUCUCAACACAGCCGGGACAUGAGAAUCCAUGCUGCUCAGGACAGUGUAAGCCUGUACCUCGGCUAUGACAUAGAGACUCUACGUUCUCACUCAUGGUACAGUCUGAUUCAUCCUCGUGAUCUCUCUCACGCUUCUGCACAACACUGCACCCUGUUGCAUGAAGGUGGAGAGAGGCAGGUGGAGAUGGUGGUCCAGGUAGAGGCAGCAGAUCAUUCAUGGGUCUGGCUUUACAUUGUUCUUCAGCUGGAGAAUGGAGAAUAUCCCAUCAACAGCCACAACUAUGUUAUAAGUGAGUCUGAAGCCUGGUCGGUGCGUCAGCAGUUGUAUUCAGAGCAGAACCAGCUGGCUCUCCUGUACCAGGAGACACGCCAGAGCUCCGACUCCCUGUCCAGCCCGGACCAGGUCUUCACACCCAGCAGCGGUGGCCUGUCCUCCCAGUCCUUCGACUUCAGCUUCACCACUUCUUGCCGGAGCUCCUCCGAGGAGCUCCCUAGCACCUCUGCAACCAGCAUGGCACUCGACCCUCUUCAGGGCUUUUCUCACGAUGAAGAGAGCCAUCCACAACUUCAUGGCGGUCACCAGAUGUGGAGAUCAGCCAUGACUGUUUCCCCUGAACAUCAAAGCAACAUCCCGAGUCUUUCUGCAGUUCCCCAAACUCAUGUCGCCCCUCCGCCCCUUCCUCCGUUCAAACCUCCUCCUAAGUGCCAAAGCUCAGAGGAGUUCAUUUGCACACCUCCUUACACCCCAAGACUCGGAGGGGGGAGUUUCAUGUUUGGUGAUGAGACCUUUAAAUCAGACCAUAGCAAUGUAGUCAAAAUGAGGCAGUUUAUAACCUCAGUGCCCCUUCCUGCAAGCAUCGGCCCUACUCAACACUGCCGCAAACGCCUAUACGAAACACUACCGCCCACUCCAGACAGCCCAGGCAGUGAUGAAUGCAUUCUCAUGGUGCUGCCGGAGAUCAGAGGACCUCUGUAUAUCGACGUCCCCCAUUUCCCAUUCCACAAUCACCCCGAAGGCCUUUUAACCCCCGAGGCCUCACCGACUAAAAAACCCUGUUUGAGUUUCUUCCCUCGGGAAGAUGAUUCAGAAAGAGAACGAAUGGAGAUCUCACUCCUGGCUCAGUACAUUAGCACUUUAGCUGAAGGUUUCUGUCACAGCCACCCACAAAACACAUCGGCUCCCCCUCAUCACGCAUCGUUUGAGGGCCCAAACUCCUCGCUGGCUCACAUUGAUGUCUUUAUGUUUGAGGAGAAAGCAGUAGAUGGCAUCCCUCUUCCAAAUCUGCCAUCCACCUCCCCCGUACCUCCCUCGCCUUACUCAUCAGCGCCAUCCUACACUCAGUGCUCUCCGAGCCGCAGCUCCCCUGUCCAUGCGCAGGAGGAGAUGGCGACUCUGAAUGUUGUAAACCACCUCUGUAGCGUCCAGCCGACGCACUGUAAUCGCAUGGCCAGGGGUGGGCUGCAGGAAGCCGAGAGACCUGACGAGGAUGAGGAGACGAUGUCCACCCCAGGGUCCCCUGCACUUCCUGCCCUCACUCCUGCUCUGCCUUGUGCUCAGUCCCUGCUAGAGGAGCUGGUCACCAUGGAACCUGUGUUUGGGGCAGCCGCCCCGAUGACUCCUGCCGAGAGGCAGCAAGAUGAGUUGUAUCAACUCCCUCAUCAAAGCGGGCAACAGAUCUUCUACCAAGGUGAGAAACGGUGGCAUUUUUUGGAAUUAUAGCAUGUCAGUAUCUCAAAGUUUUUUUGUCUAAACUGUGCUUUUUCUCUCUCCUUUCCUACAGAUGGAACCAGUGAUCACAUGUUUUAACAUAAGUCUGUGACUUAAUCAAUGAAGUAUGGCAUAUUGUCAUCUUUUACAAAGCUAUUUUUCUGGGAUAAUGUGGUAGAUUUAAAACAAAGUGUGUAAAAAAGGAUUAUUUAUGUUUAUAUUUCAAUAUCAUGAAGUCACAUGAACAUGCAUCCUAUUCAUAUUGGACUGUCACUUUGGGGAAACGUACUUAAAGUAACAUUAAGGCAAUUGCCACUUUGUAUUCACUUAUAGUGAAGUCUGUGUUUUACUGAAUGAAUAUGUUUAUGAAUCACAAGUGUAUCUUUAAACCAUCGUAGAGUUCUACGAUCAAGUAGAGGAUUGAUUCCUACCUACAAUACUCUCUUUCUAUUUGCUCUUCAUUGUGCCAUUGCAUGAAAACCAUAGAGAAAACUUAAUAAUAAACAAUAUUCCUUUAUGUUUUGUCCUUUGUUUGUAGAACAAUAUAGGAUUUGCUUACAGUCUUAAAAUUAAAGGUUACUGACAUUAAUGGUUCCUUGAAGAACCUUAGACACUUCAAAUUGCAUGAAAGGUAGAUAUAUCUAGUAGAUAUACAAAUUUUCUUGAAAUUAAAAAAAGUUUGACUGAAAAUUCUUUGAGGAACCCAAAGUGGUUCUUCUAUGCAUUGCUGUGAAAACCUUUCUUUUUAAGAGUGCAUUCAAUGUAUUAUUUGUUCUUGUCCACAAAGAAUAUCCUUGAAUUUGAUGUGCUCUUGUUUUCCAAAUAUGUAUAUGAGAGUCAAUUAAAUGCAUCAAAGCAA